Molecule: messenger RNA, 2985 nt
Organism: Tricharina praecox
Lineage: Eukaryota; Fungi; Ascomycota; Pezizomycetes; Pezizales; Pyronemataceae
Exons: 4
Coding region: 96-2720 (874 amino acids)
Biological process (GO): mRNA splicing, via spliceosome; generation of catalytic spliceosome for first transesterification step
Cellular component (GO): U2-type catalytic step 2 spliceosome; post-mRNA release spliceosomal complex; Prp19 complex
Molecular function (GO): protein binding
Source: RefSeq, a predicted model, not a curated record
AGACAGCAUAGCAUCACAUCCUGCAAACACUCCCGAAAUCCAAUCAGAUACUUUCCUAUCACCACACGCGGGCUCGUCUCCGCCGACUUUUCGCUAUGCCCGGAGAACUCCUGGUCCCCGCCGCACCCCCAGCACCAACAGCAACAGCGCCAAUGGACGUCGAUUCGGCUUCGAACUCCACCUCUACCGCUACCACCACGACCACAAUCAUGUCGAAAUCGCUGCCGUCUAAAUCCGGUGCUGACGCAACUGCUGCUACCAAGACUUCGAUUACUUCCAUAGAUCUUUAUCUGAUAUCUGACGAAGACGCGCAUUACGAACAUGAGAUAUUGCGCGAUCCCUAUUCGAGCAUCAAACCGUGGCUGCGGUAUAUCGAGCAUAAGGUGCAGACCGGAACCAUUCAGGAGCAAGUCUUUGUGUACGAGCGGGCGUGCAAGGCGUUACCGCGGUCUUACAAGAUCUGGAAGAAGUAUCUCGACAUGCGGGUGAAACAUGUCUCCCCCCUCAAUCCGGCCAAGUUCAACGAGGAGUACAACAAAGUCAAUGACUGCUUCGAGCGCUCCCUGAUCCUUCUCAACAAGAUGCCACGCAUCUGGCUCGACUAUCUCACUUUCCUGCUCAAGCAAUGCCUGAUCUCCAAGACUCGGCGCGCAUUCGAUCGCGCUCUCCGUGCCCUGCCGCUCUCGCAACACAGCCGGAUAUGGGAGCUGUACCUUCCGUUCGCCAACUCUGCGUCCGGUGAGACGGCGGUGCGCAUCUGGCGGAGAUACAUGCAGGUGCACCCCGAGGAUGCCGAGGAGUUCAUUGAGUUGUUGGUCUCGCAGGAGAAGUACGAGGAGGCGGCGGAGAAGUGGAUUGAGAUUCUGGACAAUCCGAGGUUCAAGAGUAAGGAGGCGAAGAGUCACUUCCAGAUGUGGAGUGAGCUGUGCGACCUGCUGGUCACCCAUGCGCGAGAGAUCAAGAGCAUCGACGUCGAGAAGAUUGUUCGCAGCGGCAUCAGCAAGUUCAGCGAUCAGCGUGGCAAAUUGUGGACCAGCUUGGGGACGUACUGGAUCACUAAGGGCGACUUCGAGAGGGCACGCGAUGCAUUUGAGGAGGGCAUCACUACAGUCAUGACUGUCCGCGACUUCACGCAGAUCUUUGAUUCGUAUACGGAGUUUGAGGAGUCGGUCAUUUCGAGCCUGAUGGAGGCUGCCGCAGCACGCCAAGAGAAAGGGAAGCUGGACGAGGAUGCCGAUUACGACCUGGAUAUCCGGAUGAUGCGAUUCGAGCAGUUGAUGGACCGCCGGCCUUUCCUAGUCAACGAUGUCCUUCUGCGGCAAAACCCGAACAACGUCAUCGAGUGGGAGAAGCGGGUCGGGCUAUGGGGCGACAACAAGCAGGAGGUCGUACAGACGUAUACCGAUGCCGUGGCUGCCGUCAACCCCAAGAAAGCGGUUGGGCAGUUCCAUUCUCUCUGGGCUGGCUACGCCAAGUUCUACGAGAAGCAUGGAGAUAUCAGACAGGCACGGAUCAUCAUGGAGAAGGCUGUUCGUGUGCCCUUCAAGUCCGUGCAGGAGUUGGCCGAGAUGUGGAUCGAAUGGGCUGAGCUGGAGCUGAGGAACGACAACUUUGACGAAGCUGUCAAGAUCAUGGCCAAGGCCACUCAGGCUCCAAAGAGGAGCAUUGUCGACUAUUUCGAUGAGACCUUGACGCCGCAGCAGCGGGUACACAAAAGUUGGAAGCUGUGGAGUUUCUAUGUGGAUCUCGUGGAGAGUGUCAGCACUCUCGAUGAGACCCGGGCAGUGUACGAGAGGAUCUUUGAGCUGCGGAUCGCAACACCGCAGACAGUGGUCAACUAUGCAAACCUUCUAGAGGAGAACAAAUACUUCGAGGAGAGUUUCAAGAUCUACGAGCGGGGACUGGACUUAUUCUCUUAUCCGGUAGCUUUCGAGUUGUGGAACCUGUAUCUCACCAAGGCGGUCAACCGCCAGAUCGACAUAGAACGUCUACGAGAUCUGUUCGAGCAAUCCGUCGAGGGCUGUCCUCCAAAGUUCGCAAAGACACUCUACCUCAUGUACGGCAACCUCGAGGAGGAGCGCGGACUCGCGCGCCACGCCAUGCGGAUAUACGAGCGCGCCACCCGUGCCGUCUCGGACGAGGAUCGCUUCGAGAUGUUUGAAUUCUACAUCACCAAGUCGGCCUCCAACUUCGGGCUCACUUCGACGCGGCCAAUUUAUGAGCGCGCGAUCGAAGCGCUGCCGGACAAGGAAGCCAAGGAGAUGUGUCUCAAGUUCGCCGAGAUGGAACGACGACUGGGCGAGAUCGACCGCGCGCGGGCCAUCUACGCGCACGCAAGCCAGUUCUCGGACCCCAGAAUCUCCCCCACGUUCUGGGAGAAGUGGGAGAAGUUUGAGAUCCAGCACGGAAACGAAGACACCUUCAAGGAGAUGCUGCGCAUCAAGCGCAGUGUCCAGGCGCAGUACAACACUGAUGUCAACUUCAUCGCGUCGCAGGCCCUGGCAAGAGGUCAGGCCAAGGGUGGUGAGCCCAGUGGCGACGAUCAGGAGAAGAAUGAUGCGAUGGAGGCGUUGGAUCGCGAGGCAAGGGCGCCGCAGGGAUUCGUGGCCGCAUCGACCGGUGCAAUCCCCGGGAACAUUGAUGGUGCAUCCGAGACGGCAGCACCCGUGGCAGCAGCACCCGUGAACCCAGAUGCUAUCGAUCUGGAGAUGGAGGAUUGAACAAAUUGAGUCUCCCCUAAGUAUUUUGAUAAAUAGGGCUAGCUAUUUUGUUCGGAACAAUCUUUUUUUUGUCUGUUUUCAUUUGUUUCAGUGGGUUGCUGGCUGUUUUGGAAAGUGGCUUCGUUCGUAUCGUAUCUUUUUGGGGAUUAGGAGUUUUCUAUUUUUUUCUCUUUUUUUUGUUUCCUCUCUUUUUUUUCUUUUCCUUAUAUCACCAUCAGCAACCUCAUCUGCAUGCACCACCAACCUUUCAUUUGUUACUGUGCUU